CACAAUACCCCAUCGUACAACUCCUAAAACAAAAGAACAAAUUUUACUGUAAUGUCAUGAGUUUAAAUUUGGGGUAAAACCAUUUUGCAACAACUAUGCAAGUUGUUAAGAACAAGAAAUCGAACCGUCAAAAUAUGGUACAUAACGGCUGUGAACUGCAACAGGAGCUUGUCGAAACUUCUCCUCCGUCAGAACGUCAUAACUUAAAUUAAUUUCAAAUACAAAGUUGGUGGUGUCCGAAAACGCUCUAGGAACACAUUUUUAAUAAACAAUAUUAAAAAAACAAUUUGAGGGAAUAAUAAAUAAAUAAUAUUGAAUAUCAAUUGGCUAGUAUAAAGAACAAAAGUUCAACAGAAUAAUAACAAGGUGGGACCCACGAGAGAUUGGAAUAAACCGGCAAAGGUCAAAAAAACCCGAAUAUAAAAAGCAUUAACGAAGAUCCCCCUCCACCUUCCUCUACUCCCUCAACCAACCCCACUCUACUCCCUAAUUUCUCUUCCCCCCAUUUUUUCUUCUUCUUCCUCCUCCGCCAUUUUUUUGCAUUCUUCUUUCCUUUCGAAUUAGGGCAAAUUCCUUAUUUUUUUACACGCACAGACACGCUUAAUGCGUGUGGAUUUCGCUCGAAUUUGCGAUUGAUGUCGUUGUUUGAUUGAUGCGAGGUCGUUUUUGGAUUUUCCGAUGGAAUCGAUCUGGACGCCGAACGGCGUCCCCGCCGCUUCGCAUUUCAUCUUCGCCGUCUACUUUGCUGUUGCGUUCGUUGCUGCCAGGUUCAUACUCGACAGAUUCAUCUUUCGUAGGCUGGCAAUCUGGUUGUUGAGCAGAGGUACCACUCAGCUAAAGCUUAAUGAGGAGACAAGGUCAAAAAUAGCGAAAUGUUCAGAGUCCAUGUGGAAGCUUACAUAUUAUGCUACUGUUGAGUUUUGCAUUUUAGCUACCAUCUACCAGGAACCAUGGUUUACAGAUGUAAGAGCAUAUUUUACUGGCUGGCCUGAUCAAGAGCUGAAGCUUCCCUUAAAACUUGUCUACAUGUGCCAAUGUGGGUUUUACACCUAUAGCAUUGCUGCCCUUCUUACUUGGGAAACACGACGAAAGGAUUUUUCUGUCAUGAUGUCUCAUCAUGUUGUCACUGUGAUCCUAAUUGCUUCUUCAUACCUCACGAGGUUUUUCCGGAUAGGAGCAGUUAUUCUCGCACUGCAUGACGCGAGUGAUGUAUUCCUCGAAGCUGCUAAAGUUUUCAAAUACUCUGGAAAAGAAGUUGGCGCUAGCCUGUUUUUCGGUUUGUUUGCUGUGUCGUGGCUUUUACUAAGGCUCAUAUUCUUCCCGUUUUGGGUCAUAAGGUCUUCAAGCUACUACUUAUGUGAAGUCUUGAACCUGGCAGAGACGUACUCAGCCACAUUGUAUUAUCUCUUCAAUACAAUGUUAUUGACCCUGCUUGUUUUUCACAUUUACUGGUGGAUACUCAUAUGCUCAAUGAUCAGGAGACAGCUGAAAAAUAGAGGACAAGUCGGGGAAGAUAUACGAUCAGAUUCCGAUGACGACUGACUAGAUGGAAGUCAUGUUCUUUG
This is a messenger RNA of Erythranthe guttata (spotted monkey flower), 1565 nucleotides long. RefSeq names its product ceramide synthase LOH2. The record is from RefSeq and is a predicted model, not a curated record. Lineage: Eukaryota; Viridiplantae; Streptophyta; Magnoliopsida; Lamiales; Phrymaceae. Gene Ontology annotation, biological process: ceramide biosynthetic process. Gene Ontology annotation, molecular function: sphingosine N-acyltransferase activity. Gene Ontology annotation, cellular component: endoplasmic reticulum; membrane.